AUUCAUGUUACUUUUCCGGUACUCGGAAGCAAUAUGGCGAAUUUGAAGCAUGCCGAAGACGACCCAAAACACGUGAAAAUGCCAGGUGAAAUCCCGGGGACUUGUGCUCAAAAAACGGGAGAAGAACUGUCCUCUGUGGUGGGUGCACAUGUAAGCGAGGUUCCCUGCUCAAUUCCGUCUUUUGCCGCCGCUUCCGAACUGGUGUCGGCGCCGUACUCAUGUCUGGUCAUGAACACGCACCGAAGACACGUCGCCAUGCCGCCCUUGUACCUGAACAAGAAGAGGACGGGUCUACGAGAGGAGCUGGAUGCCGAACUGCUUAAGUACUCACCGAGCCUAAAAGGUGUACCCAUAGCUUAUGACAACAUACGGAUUGUGGGCCAGCAUGGAGGCAUUUAUGAUGACAGCGGCUACAUCCACAUGGACAUAGAAGCCAACUUUAUUAUAUUUCAACCUAUGAAGGGACAAAGACUGCUGGGAAAGGUGAAUAAACUUGGUGUGAGUCACGUGGGAUGCCUGGUGCACAGCUGCUUUAAUGCCAGCAUUCCCAAGCCAAACCUGGUUUCUGUGGACACCUGGCGGGAAGCAGGGCCCAGGAUUGGAGCUGAGUUGGAGUUUGAGGUGACUACGCUUGAUGCUGACACCGUAGGAGUGCUGCUGAUAAGAGGAAAACUGGACAGAACCAAGGUUCAGGAACUCCUGGCCAUGGCUGAGACCUCAGAAACGGACAUCUCUGUUAACCAACUCGAGCUACAAGAAACAGAAGCAGCAGCAGAACCCCCUGAGGAGUCUGUUGUGGAAGAUUCCGCCAAGAAAAAGAAGAAGAAAAAGAAAGAUAAAAUCAAGGAGGAAGCGAUGGAAGAGGAAACGGUGCAGGACAGCAAUAAUGCCACACUAGAGAGGAAUGGAACCGAGAGUGAUGCAAACGACAACGAACCCGGUGAGAAAAAGAAGAAGAAGAAAAAGGAGAAGAGGAUCAAGGAAGAAGAGGAGCAGGUUCACCUGUCUCCCACAGAGAUCCAUGCCAGCGACUCCAGCGGUUACCAUAGUGACAAGCCCAGCAAAAAGAGGAAACAUGAAACCGAGCACGAAGACAUCCUGUCAGGUUUUAGUCAAGAAGCACCAAAGUCCAAGAAGAAGAGGAAAAGUGACAUUGUGUAAAAAAAACAAAAAAAACAAAACACACCACACAUUCAGGAAACGUCUGAAAUGCCUUGAUAACGUCACAUGACUUACGGGGCCACAAACUGCCAGUUUCAGGGCAGGUGCCCUGAGAAGGAUUGCAAUUUCCUCAUUUGACCUGAUGGGGGAGCAAAACAGCAAGUAAAAACUCGGCCUUUUUAACAUGAGAAAAAUACCGUAGUAUGUAUUUGCUUCCCAUUGUACUUCCAACUGCCGUCUAACGCUUGACUUAAAAGUCUCAUGUGAUCACCUGCAGGCCAAAGAAACAUUUGGACUGGGGAGGAAGAAUGUGAAAUGGCCAACUGCAGUAUAUAUUAGUAGUCUUGCAAGGACAGUUCCCAAAGAAUAUCUAAAAUAAAUAUAUACUGCCAUUUAAGAACCUGUUUUUUGUCAUGAAUUGGGUUUAAAACGCUAGGAUUAUUUGGAACAGUAUCCCUCUUGUGACGAUAUUUUUCACAGUAGAGUCUCUUUCAUGCUGACCAUGUGAGUGUCAGGUGAUGAAGCGUCGAGAGACGGCUUUAAGAUCCGGUGUGUUUUCUUUACCUCCUACCUCCAUGCGCGCACACACACACACACACAAAUCCUGCCUUUCAGUGGGGAGUCUAAUUAGUGUUAAAGUGCAAAGAGCUGGGGAGCUUAUCAGGAGCCGCCUAAAGAGGAGAGAUAAGGAGACGCAGUUAAAUCGCCGCCUCUUCACCCGUCACACCUGAUCAUUUCGUUAUCGCCAUGGGCGAACCCAUUACUGCCUACUUACAGCGAACACUUCCCUUCCUCUAAAUUCCGUGAUACCUUAAUCACUUAUUGUAAGGGUUGAAUACAAACCUACGGACUGCUAAGUUACUAGUGGAAUUUAGCCCUUAUGACCUACUCAUAAGCACCUUUUACUGCAGUAUUACCAAUAAUACUCAUUAUUUAGAAUGUGGAGAUGAGGAAAACACACGGGAAACCUUGAUACAUUGCAUCAUCGCCUAAAAAUGAAAACAAACCAAAGCACAGGGUUAGCCUUACACAGAUACCUUUUACAAAGCCAACAGUAAAUCUUUCCUGAUUGCUAGCUAUACAAUACAAUAGAGAUUUAUUGCCAUCUAUAAUGGCACAUAGCAGCAGAGGUACCAUGGGACAGUUGAGAGCAGGGUCUGAAAGAUAAAGAUCCAGAAAUAUCAGGAAAAUAGUCAGUAGGUAGAAUAUUAAAAGCUGUAUAAACCGUACAGUAUGUCAAAUAUCCGUACAAUAUAAACUGGAAUUAGUUUAACUAGUGGCUGUAGUUUGUAACGAGAGGCUGCUGCAAUGCUGUGAAGUUUUUUCUGUUUGCUCUUAUUUGUCUUAUUUCCAGACAAAAUGCCAAAAACACCACUUGUGCACUGCACUGUACGCCUGUGAAAAUGACAACUGAGACUGCAAUCAUGGCAAUCAAAGUCUGCAAUCCUAAAGACAUCACAUUGCAUUGCAGUGAUUGCAGAGUACUAGCAUGUACGUACAUGAGCGAAACCUACUCAAUCCAUGGUAUGCAUUAUAAAAAAAUGAACAUUUCCACAAUAAUAAUUGCUAACUAUUUAACUCAUUUGGCCCUCGGUGACCUCCGUCUGCCUUUUGCCUGAUGUCAACUCUGGCCUGUGUGCACCUGCACUUGAGCUCUCCUCUAUCGCCUCACAUUUAUCUUGUCAUUCUUGCAAUCUCACCCCAACGCACACUCCCCCUUUCUCCCCCACCCAGCUUUUUCUCUCUCCUCCUACUUGUUCCACUGAUUUAUUGGAGGCGGAGUGCAGUUCACACACAUUCCACUCCAGACUCCCCUCCUGCCACUGGACCCUCAUAUCUAGGCAUGCUCAUUUAUCUUCAUCAUCCUAUGAUGGCCAGAAGAAGAAGAAGGAGGAAAGCGUGUUGUUUUUGUUGAGCAGGCCAGGCAAUCUUUCCUUUACACCUCUUGUCUGCCUUUGUUGUGUGUGUGUGUGUGUGUGUGUGUGAGUGUGUAAGGUGCCUUUCUGUGUGUCAAAGUUUCCAUGCUAGGCGGGUUCCUGCAGAACCAUGGCGUCUUCUCGCAGAACAAACGGUUCCCUGGUUGAGAACACACACACAUGCGGAAACGAGUCUUGCCACACAUUCACUUGGCCCUCUCACCCACGCAUGCACACCUUAUCCCCAAGCCACAAUCCACAAACCUCCAUCCUCACACACCCCGCUUUGGCCGAAAUAAUUAAUGUGGUCUGCCCUCAGCCCCGUCCCAGAGCCCCAAAUGGCAGCAGGUCAUAAAACUUAAGUGUUCCACCAGUCAGAGCUGUGCAACUGCGGCUAUUAAUCGUCCAACACGACCCAGGCGAGAGUU
This is a messenger RNA of Dunckerocampus dactyliophorus (ringed pipefish), 3505 nucleotides long. RefSeq names its product RNA polymerase I subunit F (gene polr1f). The record is from RefSeq and is a predicted model, not a curated record. Lineage: Eukaryota; Metazoa; Chordata; Actinopteri; Syngnathiformes; Syngnathidae. The transcript is spliced from 4 exons. Bases 34 to 1161 code for a protein of 375 amino acids. Gene Ontology annotation, biological process: DNA-templated transcription initiation; DNA-templated transcription. Gene Ontology annotation, cellular component: RNA polymerase I complex.